AUGAAUCUGAUCCUGAUCUCCGCCCUCUUCGGCUUUGCCGCCUCAGCUUUUGCUCCUGCCUACUCUGAGCAAUCCAACCGUCCUCAAGCUGCUUACGAGAAGAAUGCCAGGAUCAUAGCCUUGGACUCGGACGUCAAAGAAGACUCUUUCAGAUAUAAUUAUGAAACUGAAAAUGGUAUCAAAGGUGAAGAACAGGGACAGGAGGCCGAUGGCAUCCAAGCUCAAGGAGGUUUCCAAUACACCGGUGAUGAUGGUCAAAUCUACUCUGUCAGUUAUGCCGCUGGUGCUGGCGGCUUCCAACCCCAAGGAGCUCAUUUGCCGACCGCUCCUCCCACUCCCGAGGCCAUCCUAAAGGCUCUGGAACAAAACGCCAGAGACGAAGCAGCAGGCAUCAUCGAUGAUGGUCAAUACAAUCCAGGCAAAUACGGAGACGCCGCCGCCGCCGGUUUUGGUCAGCAGCAACAGUACAACGCUAGAGCACAGGCCUCUGCUGGUUUCAGACAGCCUUAUAAAUUCUAA
Arctia plantaginis is the source of this 519-nucleotide messenger RNA. The record is from the annotation of a GenBank genome assembly. Lineage: Eukaryota; Metazoa; Arthropoda; Insecta; Lepidoptera; Erebidae.